UCCUCCCUUCCCCUCUCUCUCUUCUCUCUCUCUCUCAAGAAAGGAGAAGAUAACCAUCGUCGGCAUGCUCCCCCACAUGCCCUAAUAAUCCAAAGCUCCAUUCCCAUUCGCAAACCCCAAUCGAAUUAAUCAUCAAAGCCGGUUCUUUUGAUCCCAAUCCAGCCUCACAUGGAGGAAAAAAUCUGAUCUUUGCAUGUGACCACCACCUGGAAUCCCUGCAAGAAUCCACCGCCCCAGAAGGGGGAGAAAAGGGGGGAGCGAGCAAGCAAGCAAGCAAUCAAUCCCAUUGCUUUGCAUUUCCUCCUUCCCUUUGGCCGCCAUAAACCUCACCUAAAGCUUCUUGGUAGCCACAGAUCGUGUCGUGUUCAUCCGAGAAUCGGCCGAGGCGAGAGGCCCCCCCGCCGCGAGAUCCAGUAUUUUUUUUUGGCGUUGUUCAAUCCAAAUCCGUAGGAAUUUCGAGGAGGAGGAGGCGAGAAUCGCAAGAGGAAGCUUCCGAUUUCGAUCGGCAAUGCAGCCGGACCCGCAGCCGCAUGGGCCGGGGAGGGAGAAGGGCGGGGCGGCGAACGCGCACCACCCGCGGCUGCCGCCGCCGGUGACGGCGCCGUCGGUGGGGCGGCCGGCGUCGGUGCUGCCGCACAAGACGGCGAACGUGCGGGACCACUACCGCAUCGGGAAGAAGCUCGGGCAGGGGCAGUUCGGGACGACGUACCUGUGCGUGGGCAAGGCGGACGGCGGCGAGUACGCGUGCAAGUCCAUCCCCAAGCGGAAGCUGUUGUGCCGGGAGGACUACGAGGACGUGUGGCGCGAGAUCCAGAUCAUGCACCACCUCUCCGAGCACCCCAACGUCGUCCGCAUCCGCGGCGCCUACGAGGACGCGCUCUUCGUGCACAUUGUCAUGGAGCUCUGCGCCGGCGGCGAGCUCUUCGACCGCAUCGUCGCCAAGGGCCACUACAGCGAGCGCGCCGCCGCGCAGCUCAUCAGGACGAUCGUCGGGGUGGUCGAGGGGUGCCACUCGCUCGGCGUCAUGCACCGGGACCUCAAGCCGGAGAAUUUCCUCUUCGCCAGCACCGCCGAGGACGCCCCGCUCAAGGCCACCGAUUUUGGGCUCUCUGUGUUCUACAAGCCCGGCGACAAAUUUUCUGAUGUUGUUGGGAGCCCUUAUUAUGUCGCACCUGAGGUACUUCAGAAAUGCUAUGGCCCAGAAGCUGAUGUCUGGAGUGCUGGAGUAAUUCUGUACAUUUUGCUGUGCGGUGUGCCCCCAUUUUGGGCAGAAACUGAAUCUGGAAUCUUCAGGCAGAUUCUGAGAGGCAAACUUGAUUGUGAAUCUGAACCAUGGCCUAGUAUAUCUGAUAGUGCUAAAGAUCUAGUCCGUAAGAUGCUUAUCCGAGAUCCUACAAAGAGAUUGACUGCUCAUGAGGUUCUCUGUCAUCCGUGGAUUGUUGAUGAUGCUGUGGCACCUGAUAAGCCUAUUGAUUCUGCUGUUUUGUCAAGGCUGAAACACUUUUCUGCAAUGAACAAACUCAAGAAGAUGGCACUGAGGGUUAUUGCUGAAAGCCUAUCUGAAGAAGAGAUAGGAGGUUUGAAGGAAUUGUUUAAAAUGAUUGAUACUGACAAUAGUGGGACAAUAACUUAUGAUGAACUGAAGAAUGGCCUGAAAAGGGUGGGCUCAGAUCUAAUGGAACCAGAAAUCCAGGCUCUAAUGGAUGCUGCUGAUAUUGACAACAGCGGAACCAUUGACUACGGUGAAUUCUUAGCAGCUACAUUGCACAUGAAUAAGCUGGAGAGGGAGGAAAACUUGGUGUCAGCGUUCUCCUUCUUUGAUAAGGAUGGAAGUGGCUUCAUAACCAUUGAUGAACUCUCACAAGCCUGUGAGCAGUUUGGCAUUUCUGAUGUUCAUCUUGAGGAUAUGAUCAAAGAUGUGGAUCAAAAUAACGAUGGACAAAUUGAUUACAGUGAAUUUGCUGCGAUGAUGAGAAAGGGCAAUGCUGGUGGAGCAGGAAGGAGAACAAUGAGGAACAGCUUGCAUGUGAAUCUUGGUGAUAUCUUGAAACCCAGCGAAAACUGACUCGAAGAAUAGGGUCCUGAUCUUCUCAAGUUUUGCAUGCCUGAUCAGCUGGACUUAUCAGAACACAUGAUUUAGUGACUGAUAUGUCAUCUGUUGUUUGUUCUGUCCAGAUGCUGUGAAAUUUCCGUAGUAGCAUUAGUUGUAGAGAGCAUACUAUGGUACAACUGUAACAAAAUUUAGGUUCAAGACAAGUGGAGAUUGUAUGUUAAGUUGCUCAUAUCAGUCUUUUUCAUCAUGGAUAAAUGUUGAUGAUUUUAUGUUGUAUUGGAAUUCCACUGUUGUUAAUGUAUUGUUUUUUCCUUAUAGUUCCAAUAA
This is a messenger RNA of Oryza brachyantha (malo sina), 2380 nucleotides long. Its product is annotated as calcium-dependent protein kinase 28. The record is from RefSeq and is a predicted model, not a curated record. Gene Ontology annotation, biological process: peptidyl-serine phosphorylation; intracellular signal transduction; protein autophosphorylation. The transcript has 7 exons. Gene Ontology annotation, cellular component: cytoplasm; nucleus. Lineage: Eukaryota; Viridiplantae; Streptophyta; Magnoliopsida; Poales; Poaceae. Bases 509 to 2065 code for a protein of 518 amino acids. Gene Ontology annotation, molecular function: calcium ion binding; ATP binding; calmodulin binding.